CAGAGAAAUAGAGUGGAGGUGGUGGCUGGGCUUGCCUCCUCGUCAGCUCCAUUUUUUUUCUAGCCUCCCGCCUUCCCUUUUCCCUUAACCUGAGAGCGUUCUGAGCUCCUCUCCGCCUCCUUAGAGUGGCCGCAAGGUCUUUUAGCUUUUCUCCUUUCUCGAGUCGUCCACCUCGCCCUACCCCGCCAUGAAUGAGGAGUACGACGUGAUCGUGCUGGGCACCGGCCUGACGGAAUGUAUCUUGUCGGGUAUCAUGUCAGUGAAUGGAAAGAAAGUUCUUCACAUGGAUCAAAACCCAUACUAUGGAGGAGAAAGUGCAUCUAUAACACCUCUGGAAGAUUUAUACAAAAGAUUUAAAAUACCAGGAUCACCACCAUCAUCAAUGGGGAGAGGAAGAGACUGGAAUGUUGACUUAAUUCCCAAGUUCCUUAUGGCUAAUGGUCAGCUGGUUAAGAUGCUGCUUUAUACAGAAGUCACUCGUUAUCUGGAUUUCAAAGUGACAGAAGGAAGCUUUGUCUAUAAAGGAGGAAAAAUCUACAAGGUUCCUUCCACUGAAGCAGAAGCCCUUGCAUCUAGCUUAAUGGGACUAUUUGAAAAACGUCGCUUCAGAAAAUUCCUGGUGUAUGUUGCCAACUUUGAUGAAAACGAUGCUAGAACUUUUGAAGGUGUUGAUCCCAAGAAGACUGCAAUGCGAGAUGAGUAUAAGAAAUUUGAUUUGGGCCAAGAUGUUAUCGAUUUUACAGGUCAUGCUCUUGCACUCUAUAGAACUGAUGACUACUUAGAUCAACCAUGUUGUGAAACCAUUAAUAGAAUUAAACUUUACAGUGAGUCUCUGGCGCGAUAUGGCAAAAGCCCAUACCUUUAUCCACUCUAUGGCCUUGGGGAACUCCCACAAGGAUUUGCAAGGCUAAGUGCUAUUUAUGGUGGUACCUACAUGCUGAAUAAACCUAUCGAAGAAAUCAUUGUGCAGAAUGGGAAGGUGGUUGGUGUAAAAUCUGAAGGAGAGAUUGCUCGCUGUAAGCAGCUCAUCUGUGACCCCAGCUAUGUAAAAGAUCGGGUGGAGAAAGUGGGCCAGGUGAUAAGAGUUAUCUGCAUUCUUAGUCAUCCCAUCAAGAAUACCAACGAUGCCAACUCCUGCCAGAUCAUUAUUCCACAAAACCAAGUCAAUCGAAAGUCAGAUAUCUAUGUCUGCAUGAUUUCCUCUGCACACAAUGUGGCAGCACAAGGGAAGUACAUUGCCAUAGUCAGUACAACUGUGGAAACCAAGGAACCUGAGAAAGAAAUCAGACCAGCUUUGGAACUGUUGGAACCAAUUGAACAGAAAUUUGUUAGCAUCAGUGACCUCCUUGUGCCAAAAGAUUUGGGAAAAGAAAGCCAGAUCUUUAUUUCCCGCACAUAUGAUGCUACGACUCACUUUGAGACAACUUGUGAUGACAUUAAAGACAUCUAUAAGAGGAUGACAGGAUCAGAGUUUGACUUUGAGGAAAUGAAGCGCAAGAAAAAUGACAUCUAUGGGGAAGACUAACAACAGUACAUGUUACUAAAUUGGGACAAAUUUAAAAUUUGGCAAAUAAUGCAUAUUGUAUGAAAUCAGUAUUGUAAAGCCUGCUUUUGUAAUUAAAAUGGAGGGAUUGAAGAGCACUAUACCAGUAAAUAUUCCUCCCCCUUCA
Messenger RNA from Oryctolagus cuniculus (rabbit), 1670 nucleotides. NCBI's taxonomy places the organism in Eukaryota, Metazoa, Chordata, Mammalia, Lagomorpha, Leporidae. The record is from RefSeq and is a predicted model, not a curated record.